CUCGCUAAGACUUGACCACUCGAAAGUCUCUGAACGUCUCCCCCGUCCACACGCCGACCGCACUCGAGUUCUCCCUCUCACACCAUGGCGUCUACGGAGGAACCCGUUACCCCGAUUGCUCCGCCUGAGGUGGAGCCGGAGAUUGCGACUCCCGCUACUCCUGUGGAAUCGUCCAUCAUGUCCGGAGGCGAAGACCCCAUAACUAGCCCGGAUGCUUCCAAGGACAAGGAGAAUGCCAAAACCUCACCGGUCAAGAAGAGCCCAACUUCAACCACGGCUACUCGGCGUCCAUUGUCGGGGACCACCACCACAAAGCGGCCCACUUCCAUGUCCGGUCCUCCUAAAACGACUUCAACCACACGCACCUCCGCGACCAACGGCAGCACCCUGAACAAGCCCCCCACCAGACCUGCCACCACGACUACUGUGCGCAAGCCUCUGGGGACUACAACAACCACCGCCACUCACCGAUCCCGCGCCUCGGUCAGCAGCUCCGCAGAUGAGAAAUCCCACCGGUCUGUGGCCAGCUCCGGCGACGAGAAGCGUGGCAUCUCCGGCACAGCAGCCAAGAGGAUGUCGCUGGUCGGUACUCCUGCUACCAGAGCCCCGGUGAAGCCCACCACUUCCGCUCUAGACCGGCGCUCCAGCAUCGCUGGCUCGACUACGGCGGAGAAGAGGACCUCCACCUCUCGGCCCAGCACCGCCUCCACGGUGAGGCCGCUGACCAAGCCAACCACCAGUACCUCGACUUCACGUCCGACCACCUCCUCUUCCGCCACCGCGCGUACAACUACCAGGCCUACUUCUACGGUCACCCGGCCGGCAUCAACCAUCUCCAAAAGGUUGAGCACCGUCCCCAAGGGUGCCGAAGAAGACUCGGAGAAGCUGCAGUCACUCCAGAACAAGCUUUCGGAAAGUGAGGCCACCGUGGCCAAGCUGAAGGAAGAUUUGGACACCGUCAAUCUCAAAUUGACCGAGUUGUCUCUGGCCCCCAACGAUAGUUCUCAGGACGUGGAUGAGGCUACCAAGUCCCUCCGGGAGCAGCACACGGCCGAGAUUGAACAGCUGACAGCCAGUCAUGAGGAGCAGUUGCAGGAGUUGCGUAUCCAGCUCGAGGAUGCCAAGGUGAAGCAUAAGGAGCUGGAGGAAAAGACCCUUAGGGAGUUGGACGAGGCCGCCAAGUCGGCUGCAGCCCAGGGAGAUGACCAGUCAGCUGCAGCCCUGGAAGAGUUGAAGCUGUCGCACCAAGCCCAACUGGAAGCGCUCGAGAACGACCUGGCGGAGCAGAAGGCGGCGGUUGCUGGAUAUGCUGAGCAAAUUGACUCCUUGAAGGCAGAGCUUGAGCUGCAGAAAAGCCAGCUUACCGAGGCAACCACGAACCUGGAGAAGACGGUUACCAAGCUGGAAGAUCUUCAGCGAGAGCUGAACGGCAGGGACCAGGUGGUAGAAAAUCUGCACAUGGAAAUGGAUCGGUUGAACCAAUCAAAGCAGCAGGAAACCCGGGCCGCAGAGGAGGCCGCGAAGCAUGCCAUUCUGGCCCUGGAGGAGAAGGUAGCAUCGCUGGAAGCCCAACUCGCCGACGCCGGUUCUGCCACCAACCAGAGCAGCGAGGAGACGACCGCACGCCUGGCCGAGAAAGACACGGAAAUCACCACGCUCAAGGAAGCGUUGGAAAAGGCACAGGCUGAACUUGAGCAGGCUCGCGAGGUCGCAGAGCACGAGCUCGGAGAGAAGAUCAAGGAACUCGAGGCUGCACAUGAGGUUGCGAUUGCCCAGCUUCAGACCAACCACGAAGCAGCUCUUGCUCUGGCAGCUGAGAACGAGCUUGGUGGGAAGAUCAAAGAACUCGAGGCAGCGCAUGAGGAGGUUAUUGCUAAGCUGAAGGCCGAACAUGAAGAAGCGCUUUCUUUAGCUGGAGAAGACAAGCUUAGUGAGAAGGUCAAAGAGCUUGAGACUGCACACGAGGAGGCUAUUGCCAAGCUGAAAGCUGAGCAUGAAGAGAUACUUUCUUCAGCUGGAGAAGAUAAGCUCAGCGAGAAGGUCAAAGAGCUCGAAGCCGCACAUGAGGCUGUGGUUGCUCAACUAAGAGCUGACCAUGAACAAGCACUCUCUUCGGCUGCCGAGCAGGGUCUUGGGGAGAAGGUCAAGGAGCUUGAAGCAUCUCAUGAGACUACAAUCGCUCAGCUGAAGGCCGAGCAUGAAGAGACAAUCUCCGCCACAAUCGCCCAGCUCAAGACUGAACAUGAAGAGGCAUUGGCUUCAGCUGUUGAAGGCAGGGUUGGCGAAAAGGUGAAGGAGCUGGAAGCAGCACAUGAGGCUACUAUUGCUAAGGUCAAGGCCGAGCAUGAAGAGACAGUCUCCGCCACAAUCGCUCAGCUCAAGGUUGAGCAUGAGCAAGCGCUUUCUUCCGCUGCUGACCACGCCCUGGGAGAGAAGAUUAAGGAGCUUGAAGCAACACACGAGUCUGUCAUUGCCAAGCUCAAAUCGGAGCAUGAAGAAGCACUCUCUUCAGCUGGAGAGGACAAACUCGGCGAAAAGAUCAAGGAGCUGGAGGCUGCACACGAUGCGGCGAUCUCUCAACUGAAGGCGGCACACGAGGGAGCGCUGGCUGCCACAGCGGCAACUCACGCGCAGGAGCUUGCCGCUGCCAAGGCGGCCGCCGAGUCGGCUGGCACCAGUCACUCCCAGGAGCUUGAGGAGCUCCGUGCGAAGCUGGAGUCGGCUGAAGCUGCUGCCGAAGAGGACAGGGAGGAGUUGAUCGCGGAGCUCGACGCUGCUCAUCAAGCGGAGCUGCAUGCGCUCCAGCAGAGGUUGGAGGCCACGGAACAGAAUCUGACCGAGGCCCGACAGUCUCUGGAAGAAGGCAACAAUUCCGCUCAGGAUCACGCGAUCCAAGAGAUCGAGUCACUCAAGGAAAAGGUCGGUGCCCUGGAAUCCCAGCUCUCGACAGGACAGGGAGAGAUCAAGUCUCUCCAGGAUGAGAUCCAGAGCAAGCAAGGACAGGCCGAGGCGCUACAGCAGAGCCUCGACGCCUUCGAGGACAAGACCAAGGCCAAGGACACUGAGCAGGAGAACCAACUCAAGUCUCUGGAACAGAAGGCGGCCGUUGCCGGCAAGGAGCUCGAGGACAAGGUCAAAGAAGCCGCCGCAGUUGCCGAGCAGCACGCACAGGCCCUUGAAUCCCUCAAGGCCGAGCACGCCGUGCAGCUUGAGCAAGUCAAGACCAGUGCGACUGGCUCGCACGAGCAGGCGCUCAGCGAACUUCAGGCCAAGUACGGCGACCUCUCAUCCCAGCACAGCGAGCAGAUUGAGUCUCUUGAGGCCGAGCUCCGUGCCACCCUCCAGCGCCAUGCCGAGGAGAUUGCGCAGCAUACCGAGACCCGUGCCAAGGAAAUUGCCGAACUGCAGCAGCAGCACGAGGAGACUCAAGCUCGGUUCCAGGCGGAGUUGCAGGCCAGCCAAACGUCCCGAUCCGCCGAGACGGAUGCUGAGCACAGCAAUGCCAUUGAACAGCUUCUCACCAUCCAAGAAGAGAAACUUUCCAACCUGCGGGCCGACCUUGAGUCUACCAACCAGGCGAAGAUCGAGGAGCUCCAGAAGACCCAUGAUGCAGCCCUCGCCGAGGUGCACGCGCAGCUGGCUGAGGCCCACGCCGCCGCCCAGGACGUCUCUAUCCUUGAGAGUCUGAAGCUGACCAUUGCCGAUCUCGAGAAGAAACUGAACGAAGCGGAGCACUCUGCCGCCGAGUCCAAGGAGCUCGCAGGCAAACACAACGCCGAUCUCUCCACAAUCCUGACCGAGAAGAACGAGUUGGAGCAGCAACACCAGGCCGUGGCCAACCGGGUGGCGGAGCUCGAGAAGUCUCUCGCUGCUUCGGAGAGCGCCAAGUCCGAGUUGGAAGCCGUCCUGCAUCAGUUGGCCGCGUCCAAAGAUGAACUGUCGCAGUUGAAGAGCCAGCACGAGACGAUCACGGGCGAGCUGCAGGCGUGCAAGACGGUGAACCGGGCGAUGGAGGAGCGCCUCGAGCAGGGCGAGCGGGAUCUCAACAGCCAGAUUGACAAGAACAUGUCGCUCCUCAACCAGCUGGGCGAGGUGGACUCGUCGAUCGCAGCCAACCGCAAGCGAGUGCGGGAGCUGGAGGCCGAAGUGGCGGCGUUGAAGGCCGAGAAGGGCGGAUCGACGGGGCUGGAAGGCAGCCGCUGGGCCGAGAAGGAAGAGGCCGUGGAAGGUGAGGAUCUUGGCUCAUCCAUCCAGGGAACGAUGGCAAGCAUCCAGGAGCAGCUUAAGCACAUCCGGACGUCCAACGAUGACUGGUAUGACGAACACCGACGAAUCCUGGGCGAACUGGCCGAAAUGUCGCGCCGGGCAACGCCCAACCCGCCUAGUCAGUCGACGACGCCGCAGCCGGAGAGAUCGAGCAGCGGGUCGGACCAUGGCGCGGAUGACGGAUCCUCGUGACGGUUGGAUGUCCAGUUGUGAGGGCUUGAAAGAGUGGAUUUCCUUUGUUGAGUGACCCGGCGUGAAGGUUGCGCCGGGGCAUUUUUCCUUUGUGGUUGUAUCGGCCUAGGCUGUAUGUAAUAAGAUGCUCGGGAUACCCCU
Molecule: messenger RNA, 4599 nt
Organism: Aspergillus sclerotioniger CBS 115572
Lineage: Eukaryota; Fungi; Ascomycota; Eurotiomycetes; Eurotiales; Aspergillaceae
Product: M protein repeat protein
Exons: 3
Coding region: 85-4458 (1457 amino acids)
Biological process (GO): Golgi vesicle transport
Cellular component (GO): Golgi apparatus
Molecular function (GO): small GTPase binding
Source: RefSeq, a predicted model, not a curated record